Messenger RNA from Rosa rugosa (rugosa rose), 855 nucleotides. RefSeq lists its product as uncharacterized. Bases 1 to 855 code for a protein of 284 amino acids. The record is from RefSeq and is a predicted model, not a curated record. The transcript is spliced from 3 exons. NCBI's taxonomy places the organism in Eukaryota, Viridiplantae, Streptophyta, Magnoliopsida, Rosales, Rosaceae.
AUGAGGGAUCCACACUUCUGCAAAGGGAUGAAGUUUGCCACAGCAAAGGUACUCAGAGCUGCCAUAAGAGAGAGGGCCAUUCAAAAUGGUUGGGAAACUGUUUUUCUGAAAAAUGAUAGGCUGAGGAUUAGAGCCAUUUGCAAGGCACCAAACUGUCCCUUUGAGCUGUUUGCAUCAAAGAUGCAGCAUAAGGACACCCUGAUGAUAAAGACUUAUAAUGGAGAACACAAUUGUCCAAGGAUUCUUGAUAAUAGUAUGGUACAAACACCAUACCUUACACAGAAGUUUGCUGAGCAAAUCAAGCUUAAUCUUGGUAUUUCAACAGAGUCUCUUGCACAGCCAAUGGCAGCUGGUGUGAGGGCCAGAGUCUCUUUUCAACAAGCUUAUAGAACCAAGAAGGCUGCAUUGAGUCUGCUUGAGAAGAACAUGAAGGAGCAAUAUGCUCGAGUACAGGAUUAUGCACAGGAGCUGAAAAGGGUGGAUUCAAACACCACUGUUGAUAUCAAAUAUGAUUUCAACAACCCUGGUCAGCUCCCUGUUUUUAAGAGAAUGUACGUUUGUUUAGGAGUCCUAAAGAUGGGGUUCAGAGAUGGAUGCAGGCCCAUUUUGGGGCUAGAUGGUUACCACUUGAAGAGUGCUUAUGGUGGGCAGCUAUUAUCAGCAGAGGGAUUGGAUCCAAACAACACAACCUGGGUGGUAGCUUAUGUUGUGGUUGAGAUGGAGAGUAAGGAUUCAUGUGAUUGGUUUUUGAGGUUAUUGGUGAAAGAUUUGGAGAUUACAGGAGAUGGCAAUGGUUGGACUUUCAUAUCAGACAAACAGAAGGGACUGCUACCUGCAUGUUUGGGCAAUUGCUAA